AUGUGCGGAGUUACUCUCCUGACCGAUUGGGAACGUCGGCGGCUAGCCAUCACAAGAGUUGGUUUUCAUUCAAUCCAUCGGAGCAAUCUGGCCGAAAAGGAGCAGAUGGAUGCCACCAACAUUACAGAAAGUGUUUUGAAAAACAGGAAUGCUGGCCGUCCGUUUAUAACUGAGCUGACCAAGCUCGUCAACCAGCUGAUCUCGGCAAACUACCUGGUAACGCAACCCGCCCAAGCUAGACUA
Pyricularia pennisetigena is the source of this 243-nucleotide messenger RNA. RefSeq lists its product as uncharacterized. The transcript has 2 exons. The record is from RefSeq and is a predicted model, not a curated record. The annotation marks the transcript as partial. NCBI's taxonomy places the organism in Eukaryota, Fungi, Ascomycota, Sordariomycetes, Magnaporthales, Pyriculariaceae.